AUGUCUUUCGUCGACUUUUCCGACCAGAGCGACCUGAGCACGCUCGGCUCUCGCACACCCUCGCCGCCGCCUAAAGACGACGUUGGACGCUACCCCUCUCCACCUCUGUCGCAAGACCCUUCCACCAAAGGCUCGCCGCUGCCAGAGAGCAUGGAUCCCGCUACCGCUGGCGAUGACGGCCCUCCACGCAAGAAGAGACGUACCACCAAACCCGACACGCGCACGACGCGUCAUUUGGACCUCACUGCAGAGCUCGAUGAGAACGAUGAGAGCCAGAAGGAGGCUCUCGAUCUAUUGCUCAAGGUCCUUUACUCGAGUAGGAAAAUCGUCAUGAUUGUGGGCGCAGGGAUAUCCGUCUCAGCUGGAAUUCCCGAUUUCCGUUCUGCCAAAGGUCUCUUCAACACAUUGCGUCAGCAACACAAUCAUAUUUCAUCUGGAAAGGAUUUGUUUGACGCGUCCGUGUACCGGGAUCCCUCUACGACUGCGUCGUUUCACGACAUGGUGCGAUCGUUAUCACAACAAGCCAAGUCGGCGAAGCCGACUUUGUUUCACCACCUGAUCGCGACUCUCGCGGACGAAGGACGACUGUUGCGCCUCUAUUCCCAGAAUGUCGAUGGAAUCGAGACAUCCCUUCCGCCUUUGAACACACAGAUCCCGCUUCCGCAGAGGGCACCGUGGCCCAAGACGGUGUUGCUCCACGGUGGGCUAGAUAAGAUGGUCUGUGCGAAGUGUAACGACUUAACGGAUUUCAACCCAGAUAUUUUCGACGGCCCAAUCCCCCCUGCAUGCCCGGCAUGCGUCCAAACAGACCAAGUCCGGACACAACACGCAGGAAAAAGAAGCCAUGGAAUCGGAAGAUUGCGGCCGCGAAUGGUGCUCUACAACGAAAACGGCCCGGAUGAAGAAGCAAUUGGUUCCGUCACUAACGCUGAUUUAAGAACUCGGCCGGAUGCCCUUAUCGUCGUUGGUACCACGCUCAAGGUUCCUGGCGUGAAACGCAUUGCCCGUGAAAUGGCCAACACUGUGAGAGACCGGAGGGGUGGUUGCACUAUCUGGAUCAACAACGAACCUGCGCCAAAGGUUCAAGGCUUGGAAGACUGUUGGGAUUUGGUGGUUAAGGGGCCUUGCGAUGCCGUCGCGGAAAAAGCUCGCCUUCGGUUUUGGCAUGACCGGUACGAGUUCGCGGAGGUCACAGACGAACAAGUACGCGCAGCAAAGGAGAAGCCCAGCCCAAUUGUGGCGGUUCCAUCACCGCGCAAGAACAGACAUGUCUCCAAGGAUAAGGGUAUCUUGACGCCGUCCGCAAGCCCUAAGUUGAAGCCGCAGCCUGAUACCAUUUCCGUUGUUCGACCCACAACGCCGACGAAAAACAAGAAGUUUGCUGCAACAAACAAGAGGAAGACUUUAGUAGUGGGUGAACCCAAACCUGCGCCUAAGGGGAAAGCUAGCAAUGCAAAGGCGGCACCUCAGAAGAAGGCCGCGCCAAAGAAGAAGGCGACCACGAAACCAGUAGCUCCGAAGCCCGCCGAGAAGAUCACGAAGACUUUCACAGCCUCAAAGCCCGCUGCCCAAGAAACCAAGAUGAUCACGAAAUUAAAGACCAGGGCCCAGUCAAGAAGUAGGAGAGCCGAGCCUGAGAAGGAGCCCAUGGCACCCGUAUCACCGCAGGAGGCGCGCAACAAUACAAGCCCUCCCUAUGCCGAGCCUGACAAGAAGGACUCCGCUGGUACUGACCCUUUGGACACUGGUAUUGGCAGAAUCAAAAUUGAAUUGACUGGGCCGAUCGAGACGGUGAAGAUGAGGCAUUCCGGGACGAUUUCGCCUGGUUCCGUGCCGAAAAACAUGGAAAGACUCAUUGACUGA
Aplosporella prunicola CBS 121167 is the source of this 1863-nucleotide messenger RNA. RefSeq lists its product as uncharacterized. Gene Ontology annotation, molecular function: NAD+ binding; histone deacetylase activity, NAD-dependent. Gene Ontology annotation, cellular component: mating-type region heterochromatin. The record is from RefSeq and is a predicted model, not a curated record. Gene Ontology annotation, biological process: regulation of DNA repair; pericentric heterochromatin formation; replication-born double-strand break repair via sister chromatid exchange. The coding region runs from base 1 to 1863 and encodes 620 amino acids. The transcript has 2 exons. Lineage: Eukaryota; Fungi; Ascomycota; Dothideomycetes; Botryosphaeriales; Aplosporellaceae.